This is a messenger RNA of Stegostoma tigrinum, 1323 nucleotides long. RefSeq names its product protein HEXIM1-like. The record is from RefSeq and is a predicted model, not a curated record. NCBI's taxonomy places the organism in Eukaryota, Metazoa, Chordata, Chondrichthyes, Orectolobiformes, Stegostomatidae. The coding region runs from base 192 to 1046 and encodes 284 amino acids. Gene Ontology annotation, molecular function: cyclin-dependent protein serine/threonine kinase inhibitor activity; 7SK snRNA binding. Gene Ontology annotation, cellular component: cytoplasm; nucleus; nucleoplasm. The transcript has a single exon. Gene Ontology annotation, biological process: negative regulation of transcription by RNA polymerase II; negative regulation of cyclin-dependent protein serine/threonine kinase activity.
GUUGAAGCAGUAGUUGGAGUUCGGUGGGUGGGUUGAGUGUUUGCUUUGUUGGGGGACUGACGAAGAUAGCAGGGAAGGAAAACAAAAAAAUAAAACAAAAACUGUGUCUGAAACAUGAAAGGAAAGUUCUGAGGUGGAUGGGCGUCUGAGUGAGGUGGGGGGAGUGGGUGGUUUCCGAUGGUUUGAACGCGAUGGGGGAGCAAUUGGUACUCCAGUCCGCGGGCUGUUCAGGUGGCAGGUCCCCGAUGAGGGAGCAUCCCUCAGCCGCCGCCGUCCAGAAGGAUGAGCCGGAGGCCGGCCCGAGAGAGCGCGGGGCGCCCCCAGCGCCGGCCCGGUGCUUCCCCCGGCUGCCCAAGAAGAGGCACCGGCGUCGCCCGUCCAAGAAGAAGCGGCGCUGGAAGCCGUACUUCAAGCUGUCGUGGGAGGAGAAGAAGAAGCUGGACGAGAGGGAGAGCGUGCGGGCGGCCAAGACCCGCGCCGAGAUGUUCGCCAAGGGCUUCACGGUGGCCCCUUACAACACCACCCAGUUCCUGAUGGAGGAACACAACCAGGAGGAGCCCGACCUGAACCCGGGGGGAGGUGCUGGUGCUGGUGGUGCUGCUGGAGGAGGGGGACCCCCCCGGCGGGCCGCCAAGUCUGACGAGACCAGCGAGGAGGACGAGCUGCUGCUGCUGGACGAGGAGGAGCAGCAGGACAGCGGCAGCGACGGCAUGGGGGGCGACGGCGGCGGCGAGUUCCUGCAGAGGGACUUCUCCGAGACCUACGAGAAGUACCACGCCGAGAGCCUGCAGAACAUGACCAAGCAGGAGCUGAUCCGCGAGUACCUGGAGCUGGAGAAGUGCCUGUCCCGCCUGGAGGAUGAGAACAACCGGCUGAGGGGCCGCCUGGACGGCAGCAAGGCGGCGGUGAGAGGAGGCGAUGCGGCGGAGGAGAAGCAGAUGCGGGAGAUCGAGCACGAAGUGGAGGAGCUAAAGGCUGAAAAUCAGAGACUGGAGAGAGAGAAUGAACUGUACAAAAAAGGAAGGUGUUUAGAGAACGGAAAAUAAGAAUCCGGACAUUAACCCCCAUAAAAUGUAUAUAUUUUAAUUGUAAGCGUUUUAUAAAAAUGCAUUGGAAGAACGUCUUUUUUUUCUCCUACUAUCCCCAUUUGUGUGUACGGUUUCUGUUGAACUUUUUAUGAUGUGCAACUUAUUUCUUCCCCUGUGGUCAAGGUAAAUAUAGUAUUUUACUGACCAACUUUUUCAUCGGUUGUGACAAGUCCUGUAUAUCUCCAUAAUGACAUCUAAGAAAGUGAGAAUAAAUGUAAAUUUAGUGAAGUUAUAA